Messenger RNA from Penaeus indicus, 1750 nucleotides. RefSeq lists its product as uncharacterized. The transcript is spliced from 2 exons. The record is from RefSeq and is a predicted model, not a curated record. Lineage: Eukaryota; Metazoa; Arthropoda; Malacostraca; Decapoda; Penaeidae. The coding region runs from base 116 to 577 and encodes 153 amino acids.
UAGGUGGACCCUGCUAAAGGCUAGUCGUCUGACAACUACCACUCUUGCCGUGCAGUCUGUACCAUCCCUUCGAGUUGUUCUGUUGAUUGAGGCAAAGGUUUCAUUCGAACUGAAAAUGACAUCACACUACCUGCUAGUGGCUGUGGUGUGGGUGGUAACUGGCGCCGUGACCAAUGACAGUCCGCAUUUCUUGGAACCUUCCCUCGUCGGCCACGUCAACAGUGCCACAACUGCCUUUAAAGAGGCACUGGCAUCACGUUCCAAAGUUCAGGCUAAGAGAGAAGAGCAUUCCUUAGAACCAGUGCUGGGUGUCACCGAUGUAUCUUUGUGGCCAGGGAUGGAGGGCAACGUUGUCAAACGGUCUGCUUACUCCGGCUAUGGCUGCCCACCACGGGAAACUGUCACACUCCCGGUGUACAUUCCGACGAGAGAAGUCUGUAGAGAUAACACUGUGACAGUGACAGCGUACCAGACCAUUGUCUCACCACCUUGUAGGUGUGAUACCUGCUCCUACUCACCCUCUAGGAACUUUUGUACUUGUUUGCCUGUUGCUGGCUGUGGCUGGGAUCCUCUGUAGUACAUAAAACAACGUAGGAAAAUGAAAACACGCGAAUAUACGGAAGACCAUUUCGCUAUAUUGCUUUUUCUAGCCUUGUUGAAACAAUAUAGCAAAGAUUUCUACUGGAAUAUUCGUAUUUUUCUCGUGUUUUAUUUGCAUCUUGUUCAUUAAGAAUCCUUCUCUCAGAGCACAUGUAAAGGCCAUAUGACACGAGAGCAAAUUAUCGUGUACUUGUAAAACAUUCUACAGGUUAGUCAUAUAAUUUCUACAAAUAUGUACAGAUUAUUGCGUACAGAUUAUCAAAAUACAGUUAACCAUAAUAUUACAAGCCCAAGCACACGGAGGUUCUCAAAUAAAUAUCUAGAUUAUAAUAAAGGCUAAUAACAUGGAAGUCAAUGAUUAUCGCCCAUCUGCCCUGGCGUAAGCAAAGGGAAAGAGGCCAGCCCCAUUCUUGCUCAGUUUUGGUGGACAAUGAAGAUCCAGAGUGGAGAUUUGUUAAAUGAAAUUGCUGUUUGUAGAUUGUGGAAAGUACACAAAAAUUUUCCCUCAUGUGAUGGUCCCUUAACCCAUUGGUGCCGGGUAUGACGUGUACGUACGUGCUAAGCCCACUGUGAGUACUUGUUUGAUUGUUUUUACGCAUAGAUGGCAACACUUGUAUUAACUCCCAAUGAGCCAACUGCGAGUACCGCCCGUCUCGCCCGUUUACCCGUUUCUUUGAUUUACAAAAUAUUUUACGUUAUCUUAUUUUUCCGUUACUAAUGUUAAAAAACAUUAUAAAAAUUUUAAUGUUUAUGAUAAAAAUAACACCAUCGAUUUUCAUAGCACUAGUGAAAAAUACGUUUUUCCCGCCAUUUCAAAUCAGGCGCUAGCAGAGCCAUCUAUCGGCAGACAUUUUACGAAAAACAUUGAAAGUGGGCACAGCAUUUUCCCCAUUUUUUUUUCAUUUUCCCCGGCGGCAUUGGGUUAAUCGCUGUAUGUUAUUCUUGUAUGAAUUUUAUAAUAUCCUUACCAUACACGUGCUUGUAUUUUAUGUUAUUUUAUACAGACGGAAUUUAUAUCCUUUGAUUUCAUGGUGUUGGUUUUCAGAAUAGGAUUUUUAGAUAGAUAAUUAAUCUAUAGGAUUCUGUGAAGCUACUGUUUUGAUGUUAUCAUUAAGAAUAUUUUAUGUAACCAAUAAAUUUUAGAUGAACA